This is a messenger RNA of Ilyonectria robusta, 654 nucleotides long. Its product is annotated as elongation factor 1-gamma. Gene Ontology annotation, biological process: translational elongation. The transcript has 7 exons. Gene Ontology annotation, cellular component: cytoplasm; nucleus. NCBI's taxonomy places the organism in Eukaryota, Fungi, Ascomycota, Sordariomycetes, Hypocreales, Nectriaceae. Bases 1 to 654 code for a protein of 217 amino acids. The record is from RefSeq and is a predicted model, not a curated record.
AUGUCUUUCGGAAAGCUUUACUGGUAUCCCAAGGCCCCUCGGGCGACCAUGUGCCUUUACAUCGCCGAAUACAACAAACUAGAUAUUGAGUAUGUGGAGGCGUGGCCUAUCAAGGUCGACGCAAGCAAGGGCGGAGUGGGGGAGGAUUAUCUGUCAAAAUUCCCUCCUGGCAAGGUUCCGGCUCUAGAGCGCCCAGAUGGAUUUACACUGUAUGAGUGCAUCCCUGUCUCUGUAUACUUGGCGAAGCAAGAUCCCAACACCAAGCUGCUGGGUUCAUCUCUUGAGGAAGAAGCCACAGCUCUGAAGUGGGCAUCUUUUGCCAACAGCGAGCUACUACCUCCGAUCAUGGCUUGGAUAAACCCGGUGAUCGGCAAGUCCCCUUCAUCGCCGGAAAUUCUCGCCACUGUUGAGAAGAACAGCGAGGCUAUGGUCAGCGUGGUAGAGAAGGCACUGACAGGCAAGAAAUAUCUUGUCGGAGAGACUUUGACUCUCGCCGAUCUCUUUGUAGUAGCUGCCAUUUCCAGAGGUUAUCAGUUCGUGUUUACCAAGAAGUGGGCGGCCAGUCACCCUGCUAUUCAUGAGUGGUGGAUGAGACUUAAGAGUGAGGAUAUUUGGAAGAAGAUUGAUGGCGAGCCUGUAGUCCUGGAUGACUGA